Molecule: messenger RNA, 1104 nt
Organism: Trichomycterus rosablanca
Lineage: Eukaryota; Metazoa; Chordata; Actinopteri; Siluriformes; Trichomycteridae
Gene: lhx4
Product: LIM homeobox 4
Exons: 6
Coding region: 1-1104 (367 amino acids)
Biological process (GO): neuron differentiation; regulation of transcription by RNA polymerase II
Cellular component (GO): nucleus
Molecular function (GO): zinc ion binding; DNA-binding transcription factor activity, RNA polymerase II-specific; RNA polymerase II transcription regulatory region sequence-specific DNA binding
Source: RefSeq, a predicted model, not a curated record
AUGGAGAUGAUGCAGAGUGCCGCCGUGCUGCCAGCCGAGAGUCCCGUUAAAGCCCUGCCCGACAUGCUGGUACCACUGCAGCAGGUACCCGAGUGUGUGGGCUGUAACCAGAGGAUCCUGGAUAAGUUCGUGUGUAAGGUGCAGGACCUUCACUGGCACUCUACCUGUCUCAGGUGUGCGGAGUGUGAGGAGCUGCUGAGUGAGCGCUGUUACUGCCGAGGAGGAAACGUUUACUGCAGAGAGCACUUCUACACGCGGUUCGGGACGAAGUGCGCCUCCUGCCAGCAGGGCAUCCCUCCGUCUCAGGUGGUGCGUAAGGCGCAGGACUUCGUUUAUCACCUGCACUGUUUCUCCUGUGUGAUGUGCAGCAGACAGCUCGCCACCGGAGACGAGUUUUACCUGAUGGAGGACGGACGGCUGGUCUGCAAGGUCGACUACGAGACCGCCAAACAGAACGACGACUCUGAGACGGGGGCCAAGCGUCCGCGCACCACCAUCACGGCCAAACAGCUGGAGACGCUGAAGAGCGCGUACAAGAACUCGCCCAAACCGGCCCGUCACGUCCGAGAGCAGCUCUCCUCCGAAACGGGACUGGACAUGCGAGUAGUCCAGGUGUGGUUCCAGAACAGACGAGCGAAGGAGAAGCGGUUGAAGAAGGACGCCGGACGCCAUCGCUGGGGUCAGUUUUAUAAAAGCGUAAAACGCAGCAGAGGCACAGCGAAGGCGGAGAAGGAGAGUUCGGCCGAGGACGGAGGGAUGAGCGACAGUGAGCUCAGCUUCAGAGAGGAUCAGAUCCUGUCCGACCUGGCCCACGCCAACGGCCUGUACGAUAGCGUCGCCGACGUCUCCGGCGGGAGCCUGAUGAACGGCGGCUUCUCGCUGGACGCCUCGAGCCCCUACUCGCCCUCGUCGGUCGGCUCGCUCCCCGGCCACGCCCACCUGCUGGGGGCCGUGGGCUUCGGCAUGGACGGGCUGACGGGAGCGGGGGGUCAGGCGCUCAGAGGGGUCACCUCCGACCUCUCCACGGGGAGCAGCACCGGAUACCCCGACUUCCCCAACAGCCCGGCGUCCUGGCUGGACGAGAUGGACCACGCCCAGUUCUGA